Messenger RNA from Leptopilina heterotoma, 1810 nucleotides. RefSeq names its product carbohydrate sulfotransferase 11-like. The record is from RefSeq and is a predicted model, not a curated record. Bases 478 to 1473 code for a protein of 331 amino acids. Gene Ontology annotation, molecular function: sulfotransferase activity. Lineage: Eukaryota; Metazoa; Arthropoda; Insecta; Hymenoptera; Figitidae. Gene Ontology annotation, biological process: carbohydrate biosynthetic process. Gene Ontology annotation, cellular component: membrane. The transcript is spliced from 4 exons.
AUAAAUUAAAGUAAAGAGACAAAAAAAAAAUCGAAAAACUAAAAUGUUUUCACAUGAAACGUUCGAGUGAGGGUUCCAAUAUCAGUAGUCGAGAGAAAUUCAUUCAUUCCUCUUUGACUUUUAGAGUGAGUAACACUUCCGAGAGUUCGUUACAAGAAGCAAAAAUGUGAAACUAAAUUUUAAGAAAUUAAAUAAAAAAAAAUGAAUUAAAUAAAUAGAAAAAAUAAAUUAAUUAAAUAGAAAAAAUAAAUCAAACAUGUAAGAAAAAAGUGUUGACAAAAAACUAAAUAAUUAUAAACAAUUUUCUCAGUGAAUAAAAAAAGUGGAUUCAAAUUUUAACAGUUAAUUUAAAUUUAAUUGCUUGACUUCAAAUUUCUUUUUAAAAAAAAUGUCUACAAUCGUCUUGAUAAAUUGUUUUCUGAAGUAAAAUUAAAAUAGACAUAAAAUAACAGAAAUAUAACUAAAUAAAAAAAAAUUAUGCAGGCAACUAAAGGACUUCAAUUAGUCUUACUAUUAGGAGCAACACUAACGUGCUUAGCAUUUUUGAAUAAAUAUCCAAACAUUUCUUAUAAGGUGGAUAAAAGUGAUUUUCUUCCAUUGGCAAAUAAUGUAUUACAUUUUAAGAGUACGAAAUUGAAUAAAAUUUCUCUACAAAGACUGGAGAGUAAAAUUCAACAAAGAUUGAAGAAUAUUGAAAAAUUUUGUGAAAAUCAUAACCGAACUCGUCAAUUUGAAACUGUGAUAUCAAAAUUAAUUAUCGAUGUAAAAAAUGGAAUAUCUUGGUGUCCAAUUUACAAAGUUGCCAGUUCACUCUGGAUGAGACGAUUUGCCAAACUGGGAGGAAUUUUAACAAACGAAACGAAAGAACGUUUAGAAGAAAAUGCACUUCAAAUAAGUACAAUUGUCAACAAUUUUUACAAUAAUGAUGAGAUGAAUAUCAACGAAAGACUUCAAAAAUUAAAGAAGACGAAAAUAUUCCUAGUGGUGAGACAUCCUUUCGAACGAUUACUUUCUGCCUAUCGAGAUAAAUUAGAGCACAAGGAAGGACGUGAUUACUACUAUCGACGUUUUGGACGACACAUAACGUACAAAUAUCGUAAGAAUAAAACCGAAAACACACAGUCCGAACCAUUAUUUAUCGAAUUUUUGGAAUUUAUUGUCAAGGAAAAAUAUUUUGACGAACACUGGAUUCCAUACACCGAAGCCUGUUUACCAUGUGAUAUUAAUUAUAAUUACAUCCUAAAAUUUGAAACAUUCGAAGAGGAAAGUCGAUUUUUACUUCAACAAUUGAAAUUAGACGAUAAAUUACAUUCUCUAGAGAAGAGAAAUUCAACAACAAAAUCAAUACUAAAAAAUUACUACCAGCAAAUACCUGUAAAACUUCUAAAAAAAUUAUACAACAUUUAUGAAAAAGAUUUUCAACUAUUUUCAUACACACCCGAAGAGUAUUAUUCAUUAGGAAAGCAAGACUAAUUUAUUUAAUUUAAGAAUGUAAAUUUUCUAGAAUUAAAAAUAAUUUUCUGUAAAUAAGAAAAAAAAUAGUUUUCUUAAAAAACAAAUUGUUCUUAAAAACAAAAUUGGUUUUUUCAAAAAUCAAACAAAAUAGAUGAUUCACAAGUUUUGAACUUUCAAAUGAACGAAAUUUAUUUAUUUCUUCUUCAAAUUAAAUUUUCAUUACAAUAAUUUUGAGUCACUAUCAAAAAUAUUAAAAUUAUAAAAUUUUUAAUUUUUAUUGCAGUUUGUAAUUUAUGAAAAUAUUUCGUUCAUUUGAAACGGUAAAAAUUUUGGAUCAUCAAAACGGAAUAAUUAA